UCUUCAUCUUCCUUACCCUCCUUCAUUUCUGCCUAUUCUAAGCAAAAUACCAUAAUCAUGCAUUCCGGAGAAGUUGCCAGCAUUAGCUACCUUUCACCUUCAAAUUCACCUUUCAGAGCCCACUACAAUAUGCAUCAAGACAGUAUUACCUCCAACUUUAGCUGUCUGUUUGGACCUCAUUUUACUGAACACUUACACACCAUGCCAGAGAUGCAUGGCAUGAGCGUUCCCAUUUCUUGUCUUGGAAUCGGCAGAAUUUCAGAUGAGCCAGGUGGUGCUGACAAACUAGUCCAAGCUGAAGAAAGGAAAAAGAGGAGGAUGAUAUCGAACAGAGAAUCAGCUCGCCGAUCACGGAUGAGAAAACAAAAGCAUCUCGGUGAAUUGUACUCACAAGUCAUCCGUCUCCGAUCAGUAAACUACCAGCUUCUCAAUGAGUUAAACAACGUGGUGAGAGAGCGCGAUCAGAUUAUCCAAGAGAAUAGCCGCCUCAAAAAUGAAGAAACUACGCUUCAAAUGAAACUCAAGAGUCUCCCAGCAAAAUUUGAUUGUUCUCAAGAAGAAGCAGAGAUAUCUUGAUUGCAAGAGAUCAGCUACAAAAUCUCUUGAACGUUGGACAUGUCGUUUUCAUGUUGC
Messenger RNA from Zingiber officinale, 633 nucleotides. Its product is annotated as basic leucine zipper 4-like. The record is from RefSeq and is a predicted model, not a curated record. Lineage: Eukaryota; Viridiplantae; Streptophyta; Magnoliopsida; Zingiberales; Zingiberaceae. The transcript has a single exon. Bases 58 to 576 code for a protein of 172 amino acids. Gene Ontology annotation, biological process: regulation of DNA-templated transcription. Gene Ontology annotation, molecular function: DNA-binding transcription factor activity.